AUGAAUCCGGAUGCUCAGUCCUUUGGCGAGCGCAGAGGGCAUCGGCUCGCUCCGCUGCAGACCAAUUUUAGCCGACCAACGGCUUCUUCGAAAUCCCAGUCACGACUGCAACGUCCGCGGCCGACGGAUUACCCCAGUACCAAUGGCUCAGAAGGCCCAGUCCCGCUUCAAAGUCCGGUUACGGUAAAAAGGCAAUCUUCCAAAACAAGUUUGCGCAAUCUUUUUGGUCGCGAUAAAUCUUCGCGCGUUCCCGAGCCGAAGCUGGAGGAAGUUGACGAGUCCCUACCCGAACCCCAGACGGCCAUCUUUAGUGAGGUGCCAAUGUCGCCCUCACUGAUGAGUCCCCGUACGAUUGAAUCGGCCCCUACGAUUACUUCUCCGAAGACCGCCCAACGUCCUCGCGCGACAUUGAAGACCGCCCGUCCAAGACCGCAGGAGGGAAACUUAUCCAAGCAGGACCAAUAUGGCUGGAAACCGCCCCCGUUAUUCCAAGCAUACCCCCAAUCGACCAAGCAUGACACCCUCUCCGCGCCUGCGCUUUCCGCCGACUCGAUCUUGCGCUUGCACGCGAUGCAGGCGAAAAACUCGACCGAUGGAGGCACUGUCAAUGCGCUGGAACAAGAUGAGGCUGCCAAUGCUGCUCGUAAGAAGCGCGAACAAAAAGAGAGAAAGCACCUGAGGACACUUUCUGGUACCAUCAACAAGGUGGAAUGGAUGCAGAAGAUUUAUGUACUGGCUACUGCAGGGUACAUCCUGCAGUAUGCAGGGGAUGGAAAGCACGAUCGCCUCCCGGAGAAAAUGUUGCUGUUGGGUCCCAGUUCUGUCGCAUUUGCCAGUGAUGCCAUUCCGGGCAAACAUUGGGUUCUUCAAGUGUCUCAUAACCCUUCGUUGGACCCAAAUUCCAUCGUGCCUGAGCCUCCUAAGCCUCGUUUCUCGCGAUUUGGCUUCCCACGAUCUAAUACCCGACGCUUUGCAGGCAGCUUCCUCCUCAUCUUCGAUAACCCGGAUGCAAUGAUCGGUUGGUUGACAGCUGUGAGGGAAGAGAUUGAGAAACGGGGAGGACCGAAGCUCACGCAGGAGAAGCACUCUGAGGAUGAGAUACCUCAAUUGCGAUCUAAGUCGAGCAUCAGACAGAUGGUGAAGAAGGACCCCCAUCGUAUCUCCAGUCUGUUCCUUCAGCCACAAACGCUUCAAUCUCCAACUGAGGAGGAUGAUGGACAAUCUGUCGGUGGCACGACCUGGCAAUCCCGCCGUAGUUCAUACGUAUCAGUCAAUCGCCGAUCCAUCAUUGAGUCUCGAUCUGGAUCUGUAUCGACAAGUCGAACUGAAGCUACAAAUCCCGCGAACGGAUCCGGAAUCUCCUCUGUUUCUGAUCUGCGUUCCUCGUCAUUUACUUCAAACGUUCCCACCUCGCCGGUAAACGGUGGUUUCAUAUCUGAUGAGCCUCUGCCUGAAGAGGCCGAGCGCCAUCUUACGCGCAGUCCGCCGUCUUCGAGUCAUGGAGUUCGACUGUCUGUGUAUACGUCUCCGCUGCCGCCUCUGCCCAUAAAAGACGUGAUGGAGGACCGGCAAGCCCCUUCGCCGCCUGUGCCUGAGAAUCUGAUCCGGUGUGCAUCACCCCCGGCGCCAAAUUUCAGCGUUCCCUCGUUUAGCAAGAAAUUCGUACCCAGAGGUGGACCAGUGUCAACCUCCCAGGCUUCCCCGCCUCUGUCAGGCAAUGCGUUCUCUCGCCGAGCUGAUCAGGCCGAUCCCAAUAUGUCUACAUUCUCUUCUCCGCCACAGUCUCCAACAUUCAGCGUUGCCAGUUCGCGUCACACGGAUUCGUCCGAACCUAGGCGUAUUCUGCGUGUGUCUAACUCGGAAGAUGCAUUGGCAAGGACGGUGCGGUCUACCCAAAAUAGCUCCAUCUUUUCCCGCAUGCCUCGAGCACCACCUCCGACGGGACCACUGCCCGAUCCGACUGCUUCCUCUCGCCCUUCGAGCAUAGUCGGCCGUCCGGGAAUGAGUCCUCAGGCUAGUAGCGAGCCACACGUUCCCACUGCUCCUGCUGCUGCUCCCCCGGCUGAUCCAGCGCCACGCAACAGAGUCUCGACUGUGUAUCCCGAUAACCAUCCCUUUAGCAUAUCCCGCCGCAAGAGCAUGCCAGGCCUGGGCUUGUCAAUUGGACCCGCUGCACCGCCUCCCAAUUGUCCCCUUCCCAAGCUUCCUUCCCUUAUGAAUCCCGCUGGCACUGCCGCAGCGACCCCCGCUCCUGCUCCUGCUGCAGUUUCAUCGCCACAGAUGUUAUCGCCCUUGUCUCCGACUUCUCCGAUGGAACGGUUCUACGGAUCCCAGCCAGUGCGAGACCAUGUUGAAGAUUGUCGAGUAAGCGGUAACAAGCCUGGGGCCCCAACAGCUCAAACAAAACCACAUGCGAAAGUUCGGCACUCGAAACUGGUUAAAGGACCACCAGUAUAA
Messenger RNA from Penicillium antarcticum, 2457 nucleotides. RefSeq names its product peptidase family M20/M25/M40 protein. The transcript has a single exon. The record is from RefSeq and is a predicted model, not a curated record. Lineage: Eukaryota; Fungi; Ascomycota; Eurotiomycetes; Eurotiales; Aspergillaceae. Bases 1 to 2457 code for a protein of 818 amino acids.